Molecule: messenger RNA, 1014 nt
Organism: Aspergillus caelatus
Lineage: Eukaryota; Fungi; Ascomycota; Eurotiomycetes; Eurotiales; Aspergillaceae
Product: aquaporin-like protein
Exons: 3
Coding region: 1-1014 (337 amino acids)
Biological process (GO): transmembrane transport
Cellular component (GO): plasma membrane
Molecular function (GO): water channel activity
Source: RefSeq, a predicted model, not a curated record
AUGUCGACCACCCCGAUAGUGCAAGGCUUAGCAGGUCGCAUACGGGGCCAGCCCGGAGGGAACACGGCCCCCAUCUUCCGUUCAGAGAAGGGGCAGUUGCCUAUGUUACACGUACCCCAUACAUUCCAGAAUAAUUUUGUUGCCGUUGUGGGAGAGUUUGUCGGAACCUUCAUGUUCCUUUUCUUCGCAUUUGCUGGUGGCCAGGUCUCCAACACCCCCAAGCCGGCUGAAGGAGCGCCACCAAAUACCUCGAACCUCCUAUAUCUCUCGCUGACCUUCGGAUUCUCUCUCCUUGUCAAUGUUUGGACGUUUUACCGUGUGACCGGUGGUUUAUUCAAUCCAGUGGUCACUUUAGCUCUCUGUCUCUGUGGGGGCAUGCAUCCUGUUCGCGGCGUCCUAGUCUUUGCUUCUCAAAUCGUGGCGGGGAUUGCAUCAGCGGGCGUGGUCAGUUGUCUGUUCCCAGGACCUCUAACCGUUCAGACUAGGCUGGGCGGUGGCACUUCAAUCUCCCAGGGCCUGUUCAUUGAAAUGUUCCUGACGGCAAACCUGGUAUUUGUCGUGAUCAUGUUGGCUGUAGUUAAGCAAAAGUCAACAUUUCUUGCACCUGUUGGAAUUGGCCUGGUCCUGUUUGUGAACCAACUAGUCGGAACCUACUAUACCGGCUGUGCCCUCAACCCGGCCCGUGCCCUUGGCCCUGACGUGAUCAACCGCAGCUUUCCAGGAUAUCACUGGAUCUACUGGGUAGGACCAUUGCUGGGGUCCCUCCUUGCGUGUGGAUUCUAUGGCUUUCUCAGCAUGUUUCAUUACGAAACUGUUAAUCCGGGCCAGGAUUUCAAUCAGUGGGAGGCUGCUGCGGGCCCCGGCCCGUGGCACGAAGUGAUAAACUGGCAUGCUGAUGGGCCAAACCCUUCACACUUACCAAGCGAUCAGUCGACCCACCAUCCAACUAGUGCGGCGAACACUGAUAGCAACAGUGGACCAUCUGAUAAGGAGUAUGGUAAUGAGCAGGUGUAA